UCUUCCCAAAUCAUCAAACUCCAUUUCACUUUCACUAUGAAGCUUGUCUGGUCGCCGGAAACUGCUUCUGACGCCUACAUCGACACCGUUAAAUCGUGUAAGAGCUACAAAGAAUCAGGAGUGGCGGAGUUUUUAUCAGCUACGGCGGCUGGAUGGAACGCGAGGCUGAUCGUUGAGACAUGGUCACGCGGCGAUCCAAUCACGACUAGCGUCGGACUCGCGGUUGCUGCAACUCACACGCGCGGAAGACACGUGUGUAUAGUACCUGACGAGCAAUCUAAACUUGAGUACGUGUUGGCCAUGAGAGGAGUCGUUACGACGGAGACGACGGAGGUUGUGGUGGUCGGAGAAUCUGUUGAGAACACGAUGGAGGAGUUUCUCGGUGUGGAUUUCUUGGUGGUGGACUCGAAGCGGCGAGAUUUCGUUAGAACGCUGAGGUUUGCGAAAUUGAGCAACAAGGGUGCCGUUUUGGUGUGUAAAAACGCCGCGCAGAGAGCAAUCUCUGGGUUUAAAUGGCACGAUGUGUUGAAAGGAGGUACACGUGUAGUUAGAUCCGUGUUUUUACCGGUUGGGAGUGGGUUGGAUAUCGUACACGUGGGAGCUACUGGUGGCCACCAACGUGGUGACUCGAGGAUGCUUCCUAGCCGUUGGAUUAGACACGUGGAUCAUCUAUCGGGAGAGGAGCAUUUGUUCAGACGCUAGAUUUGGAUUUCCUGUUUUACCCUUUUCCACCACUUCAUUUUCUCUGUGUCUAAAAUCUAAAUGAUGUAUAUAUACGUUACAAAAACUUUUAACAAUUUUCCAAACUCGAAAGUUAUUAUAUGUUGCGUUUACCGAAUGUAAAUUAUUGACAUAACGACUUCAAACAACAUCUACAACAUUAUUUGAUUGAUACAUGGUUUCCUAAUGACUAAAAAAAAUAGUUGCUG
Molecule: messenger RNA, 929 nt
Organism: Arabidopsis arenosa
Lineage: Eukaryota; Viridiplantae; Streptophyta; Magnoliopsida; Brassicales; Brassicaceae
Source: the annotation of a GenBank genome assembly